Molecule: messenger RNA, 867 nt
Organism: Nylanderia fulva
Lineage: Eukaryota; Metazoa; Arthropoda; Insecta; Hymenoptera; Formicidae
Source: RefSeq, a predicted model, not a curated record
UUAAAAAAUAUAUUUUUUAGAAAAUAUUUCCAGAUAGGCAAGGAGCCAGUGAUAUUUGUUUGCACAGAGACUGGAAAUUCUAGAUUGCUGCAGACAUUAUUCGCACCCAAUGUCAGAGAAAAGUUUGGUAUCGAUCUCAUCAAUGUAAAUGCAGCCACGCAAACCGCGAUGAAAAAUAUGCUGAAGCGAAUAUCUGGUGUACUAAAUUCUAGGGGCGAUAUGUUGCAAGUUUCUCAGCAACACAUCGACGAAAUAUUAUCUAAUAGCGUCGGAGACGUGCGCAGUGCUUUAAUUACGUUUUUCUUACAAAUAUUAGUGCCCGAGAGACACUUGAAGAGCGAAUGUGGUAUUCGAGAAGAAACUUUAGGUCUACUACAUGGUGUUGUCGGAAGAGUCAUAAAUCCGAAAAAAGAAUUAGAUGGCUAUUCCUUCGUACAUGAUCCUGAAGAAACAGCGGCAUUCUUUCAGUCACACUCGGUGGUGUUUGCAUUUCUACAGGAGAAUUAUUUAAACACUAUAAGAACUAUAGAAGAAGCCACUGUAGCGUCCGAUAUUUUGAGCUUAGCCGAGGUUUUAAAUUCUGAAUGGCGUGAUCGCAAUUUGAGUAAAGUUGCAUUAUCAUACUGCAUUCGUGGCUUGAUGCUAGCGAAUGAGAAGCCUGUAACUUCGUGGAAUCCAGUGAGAAAACCGCGAGAUGAUCAUAGUAAUAUACGACGAUGUUUGGCAACAGCAGAAACACGAUGGUAUGAAUCAAUCAAACCUUCUUCGAAGAAAAGCGAAAUAUCAAUAGAAUAUAAAGAUGAAGAUGCAGAAAUAAUUAUUGAAGAAGAUUAGUAUAUACUACAUUAAAUUAUAUAUUAAGUGUUA